CCUACCUUACCCAUCUAGAUGUUCGAUUCGAUAAUAACUAAACUACUGGCUGCAGCUGCUGCACGAUGGUAUUUGAAAAAAACGAAGAGCCGCCGUAGGGGCAAUAAAGCGAACUGCCAGGAGUCCAGGACUGCUAAUAGAAAUGAAAGUUAUAGUGGACUAUUUAGAACCCGGACCCUUGAACCUGGUGGAUCGACCAAGGUACGUCUACUAGGUCAGUCCUUGUCGGGAAUCAGUGAGAUCAGUCGAUGGGUGAAUCUCCCCGCUAUUGAAUUUUUCCGACACCGUGACCCAAUUUUCAAUCGAGCUAAUUAUUUUUUCUCUUCACACAUUUUACUAUAAAGCUCCUUCUUUACCCUCCAGGUCGAGGCGUCAGAAAAUCUCCUGCGAUGCCACCACGCAUGCCAACCUCCUCAACGGUAUCGUCCGCUUUUGGUAGACUUUCCCUAUCAUCUACCCUUUCAUCCAGCGGAGCUCAAUGCUCUGCUCGAUGUCCCACUCCAUCAUGUCCGAAGGAUAGGGCAAACUUCUCUACCACCCCCAGUCGAGCUCGCUUCACCAAGUUACGCCGCAACUUCAGAAUAUGGAUUAAUGGCCCCGGUUCCAGGUUUCGCAGACCUGCGGAGGAUGGUCCCAAUUACAUCCAGUCGAGGACUGAUAUGGAUUUGAACAAGACCCGGCCAUUUCCGCUCAAUCGCCAAUUCAAGAGCGAGACCGUUCUAGAUGAUCGGGCGAGGGAGGUGAUUUGGGAGAAGGUCAUGCGUGACGGCGAGCCCAUAAAGGCGGUGUCUGCCGAAUUAGGCGUCGACAUUAGGAGAGUGGCUGCUGUCGUAAGGUUAAAGGAAGUCGAGAAGAACUGGAUCAAUACGGGGAAGCGGUUGGCCAAGCCGUACGCCAAAGCUGUGUUAUCCAUGCUGCCCACACACUCCAUCCGGGUAGGCCAUCAAAAUCUACCUUUCGAGGCCAUCAAUGAGCUACAUGUGCAUCCACACACCAUGAAGCAGAUUUUCUGGCCCACGUCCGAGUCGCGUCACUUCACUCGUGAGGAUGCCGCCAAGGCUUUCAACACCAAGAUGCUCUCCGCAGACAAGAGAGUACCCCACCCUGAACUGAUUCAGAUGGAGCGGGAGGUGCUGCAAGGUCGGCCGUUGCACGAUGCCGCUCAAAGAUUCAAGGAGGCCGCAGCGGAGUCGGAGAGAAAGGCGGCCCAGAAGCAGAUUGCGAAAGCACAGAUCGAUGAGAAAUACACUACUCGGGUGAAAACGAGUCGUUUCGAGUUCCGCUUCAGGCAGAUCAACGCCGAGAACGUCGGUCCCAAGGGCAGGUCCCGACAGGCAGUUGGCUGGAAGUACGGUGCACCACACUACGAUCGUGCCAAGGGUCAAAUCAAGAUUCCUACCUCCGUGCCAUGAUCCAGCACUGGGUAAGUCAAAGUCAAUGGCGAGGGAGUCUUUGUAUAAGAGAUGUAUAAAUAAGCCGAACGAGCAUGGGUGGAACCAUCACGUUAGGGGUCAUGAGCUGUUACUUACACCCAUAUAUGCUCAUAGAGAGCAGGGCAGUAGUCUAAAUAGCCAGCUUCUAUACGUAGGCAUACAUACAUACAUACAUAUAUUACUGAAAAUACAAGCAAUUA
Hypoxylon fragiforme is the source of this 1633-nucleotide messenger RNA. Its product is annotated as eukaryotic mitochondrial regulator protein-domain-containing protein. Bases 390 to 1412 code for a protein of 340 amino acids. The transcript has 2 exons. Gene Ontology annotation, cellular component: mitochondrial small ribosomal subunit. Gene Ontology annotation, molecular function: structural constituent of ribosome. The record is from RefSeq and is a predicted model, not a curated record. Gene Ontology annotation, biological process: mitochondrial translation. Lineage: Eukaryota; Fungi; Ascomycota; Sordariomycetes; Xylariales; Hypoxylaceae.